Molecule: messenger RNA, 1167 nt
Organism: Dermatophagoides pteronyssinus (European house dust mite)
Lineage: Eukaryota; Metazoa; Arthropoda; Arachnida; Sarcoptiformes; Pyroglyphidae
Product: NADH-cytochrome b5 reductase 3-like
Cellular component (GO): mitochondrion
Molecular function (GO): FAD binding; oxidoreductase activity
Source: RefSeq, a predicted model, not a curated record
UGAUUUAAAUUUCCUAACCAAAGAUAAUAAAAUUAUAUGUUUAUGAUGAUGACCGUUCUCCUAUAGGAUAAAUUUUAAACCAAAAAUAAAAUAAUUGUAAAAAACUUUCAUUUUCCAAUAUAUAUGCCUGGGUCCUUGCUACCUUUUACAUUUCACAUCUAGUAGCCGAAUCCCGUCAAUCAAAAAAAUCGGGUGAUAUGGCAAUUGAGAAUCAUUCGACAACAAUACCGGUGUUAAUGACUGGCACAGCUUUAUUGGCAACGACCUUUUAUUUCAUAUAUCAAUUCUGGAUACGAAACAAAGCAUCUAGACCAAAGUUGUUGGAAAAUCCCAAAGAAAAAUAUCCAGUGGCUUUAAUUGAACGAGAAGAAAUCUCACAUGAUACUCGUAGAUUUAGAUUUGGUUUGCCAACUAGUGAUCAUGUACUUGGCCUUCCCGUCGGUCAACAUGUUUACAUGUCCACUACAUUGAAUGGAAAAUAUAUUUCACGUUCUUACACACCGGUGACCAGUGAUGAUGAUCUGGGUUAUGUUGAUUUUGUCAUCAAAGUAUAUUUUGCAAAUGUACAUCCUAAAUUUCCCGAAGGCGGAAAAUUGUCUCAAUUUUUAAAUAAUAUGAAAAUAGGUGAUAAAAUUAACAUUGCUGGCCCGAACGGAAAUUUAAUUUACAAAGGGUUGGGAAAAUUCUCAAUCAAAGAAGGCUAUGGCUCACCAUUUAUUCAACGAACCUAUUCAAAAGUCGGAAUGAUUGCUGGUGGUACUGGCAUCACACCAAUGUUGCAAAUCAUUCGACAUGUAUUCAAAGAUCCCAAAGAUAAUUUACAAAUAUGGCUUUUAUAUGCUAACCAAACCGAAAAAGAUAUUCUAUUGCGAAAAGAAUUGGAAGAAGUGCGCGAAAAACAUCCUGAUCGUUUAAAACUCUGGUACACAUUGGAUCGACCUUCAGAAGGUUGGCAAUACAGUACUGGCUUUAUAAAUGAUGAAAUGAUAUCGAAACAUUUACCACAACCCAGUGAUGAUACAUUUAUUCUUAUGUGUGGUCCACCACCAAUGAUCAAACAUGCAUGUUUGCCAAAUCUUGAUAAACUUGGAUACUCAGAGAAACAUCGAUUUUCUUAUUAAUUUACAAAUUGAAAAUCCUUGAAUAAAAUCAUUUGGACAAAAAAAA